Ceratotherium simum simum (southern white rhinoceros) is the source of this 5419-nucleotide messenger RNA. The record is from RefSeq and is a predicted model, not a curated record. NCBI's taxonomy places the organism in Eukaryota, Metazoa, Chordata, Mammalia, Perissodactyla, Rhinocerotidae.
AUGGCCCCCCAGGUAUGGAUGCACCUGUUGCAAGUACCUGUGAUUGAGAACAUGGCCAAGGUCCAGGUGGUGGUUAGGGCUCAAACACCCAUUUUAAUUAAUAUAUUCUCUAUAUUUCAGGCUUUGGACGUGGACCGGAUGGUUCUUUACAAAAUGAAGAAAUCUGUGAAAGCAAUAAAUAUCUCUGGGCUGGCUCACGUGGAGAACGAAGAGCAGUACACCCAAGCUCUGGAGAAGUUCGGUGGCAACUGCGUGUGCAGAGAUGACCCGGAUUUGGGAAGUGCGUUCCUGAAGUUCUCCGUGUUUACAAAGGAGUUGACGGCGCUUUUCAAAAACCUGAUUCAGAAUAUGAACAACAUCAUCUCCUUCCCUUUGGACAGUUUGCUGAAGGGGGACCUAAAAGGAGUGAAAGGGGAUCUGAAAAAGCCUUUUGAUAAAGCUUGGAAGGACUAUGAAACAAAAAUAACCAAAAUAGAAAAGGAGAAGAAGGAACAUGCCAAGCUCCAUGGGAUGAUUCGUACUGAAAUAAGUGGGGCUGAAAUUGCUGAAGAGAUGGAAAAGGAGCGGCGGUUCUUCCAGCUGCAGAUGUGCGAGUAUCUGCUGAAGGUCAAUGAAAUUAAGAUUAAAAAGGGAGUGGAUUUACUUCAGAAUCUGAUCAAAUAUUUUCAUGCCCAAUGCAAUUUUUUUCAGGAUGGACUGAAAGCAGUUGAAAGCCUCAAACCUUCCAUUGAAACACUUUCAACAGAUCUGCACACAAUCAAACAGGCCCAGGAUGAAGAAAGAAGGCAGUUGAUACAGCUUCGAGACAUUUUGAAAUCAGCACUGCAAGUUGAACAGAAAGAGGAUUUACAGAUUCGCCAGAGUACAGCCUAUAGCUUACAUCAGCCUCAGGGAAACAAAGAACACGGAACCGAGCGGAACGGCAACCUCUAUAAGAAGAGUGAUGGGAUCCGAAAAGUGUGGCAGAAAAGGAAAUGUUCUGUUAAAAAUGGCUUUCUGACCAUCUCCCAUGGGACCGCUAACCGGCCUCCUGCAAAGCUCAACUUAUUAACCUGCCAAGUGAAGACUAACCCUGAGGAGAAAAAGUGCUUUGACCUUAUUUCACAUGACAGGACGUACCACUUUCAAGCGGAAGACGAACAGGAAUGUCAGAUAUGGAUGUCUGUGCUGCAAAACAGCAAAGAAGAAGCUUUAAACAAUGCAUUUAAGGGAGAUGACAAUACUGGAGAAAAUAACAUAGUCCAAGAACUGACCAAGGAGAUCAUCUCUGAAGUCCAGAGGAUGACGGGCAAUGACGUGUGUUGCGACUGCGGGGCACCAGAUCCUACAUGGCUGUCCACCAAUCUUGGCAUUCUGACCUGCAUUGAGUGUUCUGGAAUCCACCGAGAGCUGGGCGUUCACUACUCCAGGAUGCAGUCCCUGACGUUAGAUGUAUUGGGAACAUCUGAGCUGCUGCUUGCCAAGAAUAUUGGGAAUGCAGGCUUUAAUGAGAUCAUGGAGUGUUGCCUUCCAGCUGAGGACGCGGUCAAACCCAGCCCGGGUAGCGACAUGAAUGCAAGAAAGGACUACAUCACUGCCAAGUACAUUGAGAGGAAAUACGCAAGGAAAAAACAUGGGGAUAACGCAGCAAAACUCCACAGCCUUUGUGAGGCCGUCAAAACAAGAGAUAUUUUUGGAUUACUCCAAGCGUACGCUGAUGGUGUGGAUCUUACAGAGAAAAUCCCACUGGCCAAUGGACAUGAGCCAGAUGAAACUGCCCUCCAUCUUGCAGUCAGAUCCGUGGACCGGACUUCUCUCCACAUUGUAGACUUUUUAGUUCAGAACAGCGGGAACCUGGAUAAGCAGACAGGGAGAGGCAGCACAGCCCUGCACUACUGCUGCCUGACGGACAACGCCGAGUGCCUGAAGCUCCUGCUGCGGGGGAAGGCCUCCAUCGAGAUUGCUAAUGAGUCGGGAGAGACGCCACUGGACAUCGCCAAGCGCCUCCGGCAUGAGCACUGCGAGGAGCUGCUGACCCAGGCCUUAUCUGGAAGGUUUAAUUCUCACGUGCAUGUCGAGUAUGAAUGGCGAUUGCUCCAUGAAGACCUGGAUGAAAGUGAUGACGACAUGGAUGAGAAAUUGCAGCCCAGUCCCAGUCGGCGAGAAGACCGGCCCGUCAGCUUCUACCAGCUGGGAUCCAACCAGCUGCAGUCUAACGUGACGUCUUUGGCCAGAGACGCCGCCAGCCUGGCUAAGGACAAGCAGAGGAGCUUCGUGCCCAGCAUCUUGCAGAACGAGACGUACGGAGCCAUCCUGGGCAGCAGCCCGCCCCCCACCCAGCCUGCAGCCCCCGGCACUGCCAGCGCCCCCCCUCUCCCCCCGCGGAACAUUGCCAAAGUUCAGACAGCCUCCUCAGCUAACGCCCUGUGGAAGACAAACUCUGUAAGUGUGGACGGUGUAAGCAGGCAGCGAUCUUCGUCAGAUCCGCCAGCUGUCCACCCACCGCUGCCCCCUCUUCGCGUGACAUCUACCAAUCCCCUGGCUCCCACGCCGCCCCCUCCAGUAGCAAAGACGCCCAGUGUGAUAGAAGCCUUGAGCCAGCAGAGCAAGCCACCACAGCCUGGGGGCCCACUGAGCAAAGCGCAGCCUCCGCCCCUGCCGCCCCAGCCGCCCAGCCGCCUCCCUCAGAAGAGGCCUGCUCCGGGGGCUGACAAGUCAACCCCACUGAUCAACAAAGGCCAGCCGAGAGGACCUGCAGUGGAUGUUUCUGGAACAGAAGCUCUGGGUCCUCUGUCCAACGCCAUGGCCUUGCAGCCCCCAGCGCCCAUGCCCAGGAAGUCACAAACAACCAAGUUAAAGCCCAAGCGGGUCAAAGCCCUCUAUAACUGCGUGGCCGACAACCCAGACGAGCUGACCUUCUCUGAGGGGGAUGUGAUCAUCGUGGACGGGGAGGAGGACCAAGAGUGGUGGAUUGGCCACAUUGAUGGAGAUCCCAGUCGUAAAGGAGCAUUUCCCGUAUCAUUUGUGCACUUUAUUGCUGACUAAAUUGCUACUGAACACAAACACUUCUUUUAACAGUUGUUAUGUUCCAGUUUCAUUGUUGGUACCAAAACUCUUUCCAGAUAACCAGUUUCAUGAAUUGUACGGUAGCCCACUUUCUCUAACGCCACUGUUCUGUUUUAAAAACUCAAAGCCAUUUUAUAUCUAUAAAUGAAUUGUUUUUAUAAUUUGUGGUUUUCAUGAAACAUUGCUAUACUUUUAUUAGGAAAACUGAAUUUCCUAAAAGGUGAACUGAAAAGUUAUUUUAACUACAGAAUUAAGAUCCUGAAUCUACAGACUUAGCUGAACCUAAAAAUGCUGGAGAGAGAAAGAAAUUCUUCCUGCUUUCCUUGGCUCAUUUCUGAAGUCAGUGACCUUUAGCGCAAUUAUUGUUUUAGGAAGCCAGUAAACUGUUGCUUUAGAAGUCCAUAGCCAGCCAGGACUUUCUAGAUAAAAUGCAAUCAGUUCACCUUUAAAGACAUUUAAAAAAAAAUACUUUUAAAGAUUUCUUUUGAAAUCCACCCAAUGUUUAUUUAAAGCAACUUGGAAAUUUACACCUUAGUGCUGUACUUUCCAGCCCUAAUUUGUGAGGUUGCAACUAUCGUUGUAUCCUGCAUGUGCGUGUAAUCUGUCGUGAGCAAUCCUACCUAACAAAACUUCUGAUGGUUUAUUACGGCAUACAGUAAUAGCAGUUAAUUCAGUUCUCGGUUAUAUAAAACUGCAUUUCCUGAAUUUGGUUAAAAACUAAGGAUGAUGGAUUGCAAAACAGUUCUGUAAACUAGUUUAUAUGCUUUAGGUGUUUUGGAAUUUGCCUUCUUGAACUUCAUCACACAGGUAGAUACUGUGGCACAGACCCCACUAUGUUACCACAUACCUGCUGUUUCCUAUUGAGUGUACCACUGCCUUCCCUUUCUAGCUCAUGAGAAUGUUUACUCAGUUUAGUGUCUUGUAUUUAUAUAAUAUACCAACAGGAAUGGUAGUUACACUGUCUUGAAAUUUAAUCAGUCCAUUUGUUUGUAAUCAAGAGCAUAUUGGAAAUCUGUAGGUCCCAGGUAAUAAAUACUCCCCAACAUGCCAGUUUUACUAUUGAAGUCUAUCAUAUCAUUCUUAAACUUAAGCUGCUGGGGGCGGGGGGGAUUAGGUUGUAUCUGAUAAGAUCAAAAUUCAUUAGUUUAAUGAACUUGACUGUCAUACCUCUAUUUAGUAAUUGUGAGCAUAAGAUUCAUAGUAGGAAUAUUGGAAAUUUUGGCAUUCUUUGAGAAUAAAUAGGCAUAUAAUGCCCACUUGGAUGUUUACCAAAAGUAAAGGAAUAAAUUUAAAUAUAGGCUUGGAAAGCAAGGCGGUGAUGCUUUUAUUGCAUUUGUUAUGAUGGUACAUUUGAUUGAAGCAGCCUGUCUUUAUUAUGCAAGACACUUGUAAGUGCAGAGCUUUUUUUUUUGUUUUUUUAAUUGCAUUGUAUUUUUUGUUGCUAUUAUAAAGGAAGACAGAACAAACUGGAAUGUUUUAUGAUAUUAUAUGGCAGUUGCUUUUUGCCUUUCAAAGUUCUGGGUAAAAAUGUGUUAGAUCUGUAAUUAAAGUCUUUUUUUAAAGCACUACAUCUAUUUUCACUAAUUGUUAAUUUCUGUUGUUUGAACCCUUCAUUUAGUUAAUUCUCUCAUAGAUUUAAGGAAGUAAACAGAUAUAUUUUGCACAGUGCACUUCUUAUGUAUAUUUUAACACAAUCCUCCCACAUCUGUAUCUUAUAAUCGGCCUUUUGACUACUUGGUGCCAGCCUCAUAGGAUUUCAAGUUGAUUCAUAUCAACAUUUGAACGCCAGUCCCAAACUAAUCUAUCAGGUUCACUGGUACAUAAAUAUCUAGGAAAUAUUUUUCCAGUCUACAAUUUGGUGGUGCUAUUGUGCAGUAAUUAAUAUUACUCUUGCCAGAGGAGAAAUUAUAUUAAAGACCCUACUAAUAUCCUUUCCUAGUUAUUUGCUCUUUGCAAAUUUUAAACAAGCAACUGAGAGAAAGGAAAACAUUGUAGAUAUCUAUUUAUAUUUAAAGUUUAUGUUUCAUGAACUUAGCUGCAGGAUUCUGGCAUUUUGCAUGCCAUUUUCCAUCAGAUCUGACUUCUAGGGAUGAUGACUCAGAAAUAUGUGCACAGACUAAUAGUUACUGUGUGAUCUGUUAAGGGAUGGAUAACAUGAUAUGCAGCGUGGAAUGCUAUUUGAGAUGUAUGAUAUUCAAUUCAUUCACUUGAUUACUUGGGUCUAGUUGCAGCGCAACUGUAUAUAUUGUAUAACCUAAAUCAAUUCUUAUUUUCAUUGUCCUUAAUGCAGUGAUUUAUAAUUAGAGCAUGUUUAAGUUUACUCUUCUUGUUAACUAGUCAUUUGACUAGAAAAAAUAAAAUACUUUUAAAUGGA